This is a messenger RNA of Cynara cardunculus var. scolymus (artichoke), 843 nucleotides long. RefSeq lists its product as uncharacterized. The coding region runs from base 145 to 702 and encodes 185 amino acids. The transcript has a single exon. The record is from RefSeq and is a predicted model, not a curated record. Lineage: Eukaryota; Viridiplantae; Streptophyta; Magnoliopsida; Asterales; Asteraceae.
UCCACUGACAUCAGAAAUCGACGCACACGCUUCUUUGUCCAAACAACACACCACACUCGCUGCGUUCCCCUAAAUCGAAGCCGGGUAUCUACAUUCUUGUCACCACUCACAACCAUCUCCAGAUUAACGCCGGAAAAGAAAACAAUGAACGUUGAUGGCGGAGAAACUAGCCGAUUCGCCACCACUAUCCACAUAACAGCCCUUGAUGGUAUCGUCAAUGUCAACUCCUUGUUCACGCUAGCGGUUUUCAUCGGGCUAGCUUGGCAACCUACCGACCCCCGUAAUAGCCUCGUCAAUGAUCCAAAUUGUGUAGCUGGUCAAAAGAUCGCCGAGAACCUUAUCUGCUUCCAUGUCUACUCCUUCAGCUCCUUCCUCUUCUCCAGCCUUGUAGCUUUGAGUCUCAAACAAGCCAUCCGGAUAGCCAAGAACUCGUGCGAGACUCGUCGGCUUAUGAUCUUCACUUUUGACAUGUGUCACAUUAACAGGAACGCUCUUCGAGUCGGGUACUUGAUUUCUGCAGCGGGUUCGGUUUGUGGGUGCGGAUUCUUAAUGAUGGCUCUUGUUAAUGUGGCUCAGAUCAAGCUUGGGACUUUGGCUUGUGGGAGUUCGCACACUUACGGUGCUGUGAUUCCUCUUGUGACUUUUGUUCCUUUGGGGCUUUUGAUUUAUGUUUUCUUUGUUUUGUUUGCUUUCACUCGUUAAAUCAUAUUAAUUUGAUAUUUGAAUGAUUAUAACUAUGUUUGAAUCUGAAUCUUUUUAGAUGUUUGUGUUGGGUGCUACGAGUCUUUUAGGCAAGAAAUCUUGGAGACCCAACUGAGAUCAUGCUUUGUCACCAUUACAACA